GCUGCCGGCCGGGGAGGCUGGCCGGGAGCGCUCGGCCUCUGCGGGGAGCAGCGAGCCGCCCGUGGGCGGUGCGGAGGAGGCGGGAGCAGGCCGGCGGCCCCUGCCCGGAGCCUGUGCGCCGGGCGCGGACACGCGUGGAGCGGGCGCCGCCGCCUCCGGCCGCAGCCACCGACCCGGCCCGCCCGCACGCGGCGGCCACUGCAGGCGCGGCCGCUCCGCCAUCCGUCCUCGCCCAGAGCCGGCCCGGCGCCCCGCGGGCACGGCCGUCGAGAUGAGUGAGUCAAAUGAUGACAUAGACCAAAUGUUCAGCACUUUGCUGGGAGAGAUGGAUCUUCUAACCCAGAGUUUGGGCGUGGACACUCUUCCUCCUCCUGACCCUAAGCCUCCGGGGGCUGAAUUUAACUACAGUGUGGGUUUUAAGGAUUUAAAUGAGUCCUUAAAUGCGCUAGAAGACCAGGAUUUAGAUGCCCUCAUGGCAGAUCUGGUUGCAGACAUAAGUGAAGCAGAGCAGCGGACAAUCCAGGCACAGAAAGAGUUUUCUCAAAAUCAAAAUCAUUCAGCGUCACUGGAGGACUCAAAUUGCAGAGGUGCUGCCUCUGUAGGUUUUGGAGCAGAUGUCACUGCUGUUAGCAUCAGCCAGUAUGAGGAUGAGUUACCACCUCCACCAGCCGACCCCCUGUUAGACCUUCCACCACCUCCACCACCUCCCAAACCCCUCUCUAAGGAAGAAGAAGAGGCCCAAGCCAAGGCUGAUAAGAUUAAGCUGGCAUUGGAGAAACUGAAGGAGGCCAAGGUUAAGAAGCUCGUGGUCAAGGUGCACAUGAAUGAUAACAGCACCAAGUCACUGAUGGUGGAUGAACGGCAGUUGGCCCGAGAUGUUCUAGACAAUCUUUUUGAAAAAACUCAUUGUGACUGCAAUGUGGACUGGUGUCUUUAUGAAAUAUACCCAGAACUACAGAUUGAGAGGUUUUUUGAAGACCAUGAAAAUGUUGUUGAAGUCUUAUCUGACUGGACAAGAGACACAGAAAAUAAAGUACUCUUUUUGGAGAAAGAGGAAAAAUAUGCUGUAUUUAAAAACCCCCAGAAUUUCUACUUAGAUAACAAAGGAAUGAAAGAAGGCAAGAAAACCACUGAGAAAAUGAAUGCUAAAACGAAGGAAUCCUUACUUGAGGAAAGUUUCUGUGGAACAUCUAUCAUUGUACCAGAGCUCGAAGGAGCUCUUUAUCUGAAAGAAGAUGGAAAGAAAACUUGGAAAAGACGUUAUUUUCUUUUACGAGCUUCUGGAAUUUAUUAUGUCCCCAAAGGAAAGACAAAGACAUCCCGAGAUCUGGCUUGUUUCAUACAGUUUGAAAAUGUCAACAUUUACUAUGGGGUUCAGUGCAAAAUGAAAUACAAAGCGCCCACUGACCACUGCUUCGUUUUAAAGCACCCCCAAAUUCAGAAGGAGUCUCAGUACAUCAAGUACCUCUGCUGUGACGAUGCCAGAACUCUCAACCAGUGGGUCAUGGGGAUAAGGAUCGCCAAGUAUGGAAAGACACUCUAUGAUAACUAUCAGCGGGCUGUGGCAAGGGCUGGACUUGCCUCUCGGUGGACAAACCUGGGUACCGUCAACACAGCUACACCAGCUCAGCCUUCCACAGGACUGAAGGCCAGCAACACCCAGUCCAAUGGUCAGAUUCCCCAGGCUGUACCUCGCGUCAGCACUGUUCUCCAGGAGGCCCAGAGACAGGCUGAAACCAGCAAGGAGAAGCCCGCCCACGGCCCGCCCGACCCGGGAGCGCCCCGGACGCAGCCGCUGCCCAAAGCCAGCCCGCCGCCACCGCCCGCGCGCCGGAGCUCCGAGCCCCGCGGCCCCGCCACACCCGUGCCGCCGCCCCCGCCGCCCAAGGCCGCGCCCUCCCCCGGAGACCUCCUGCCGCCACCCCCACUUGAAGAUCUCCCGCCGCCGCCGCCGCCGCCGCCCCCCGAGGACGAGGUGGAGGAGGACGAGGCGCUCCCGCCACCGCCCCCCGAAUUCGCUGACCCGCCCCCGGACUUCGUGCCACCACCGCCGCUGCCGCCCUUCGCCGCGCCCAGGGCGCCCCCUGCAGCCGCCAAGAGGUCUCCGGCGCCCGCCAGGAGGUCAGAGUGCCCGGGUCCGGCGGCUGCCGAGCAGGACUUCAUGUCUGACCUCAUGAAGGCCCUGCAGAAGAAGAGGGGCCACCUGUCCUAGGCCGCGGCCUGGUUGGCACCUCCGGACGCCCUGCCCAGCCUAGGCCACGCGUUGCAAGUGUCCAGGGUGGAAUGGUGCAUUGUAGCCAGCAAACUCGGGAGUGGAAACUGUUUAAAUGUACAUACCUUACUCUUGUACUGUCGCCCCCCAAGUUAACUAAAAUGAUGUUUCUGCUCUAUUUUAUUAUGUUUAUAAGCAUCAAAUUAAUAAACAUUGAAAAUUUUCUGAA
Molecule: messenger RNA, 2441 nt
Organism: Cavia porcellus (domestic guinea pig)
Lineage: Eukaryota; Metazoa; Chordata; Mammalia; Rodentia; Caviidae
Gene: Apbb1ip
Product: amyloid beta precursor protein binding family B member 1 interacting protein
Exons: 14
Coding region: 272-2212 (646 amino acids)
Biological process (GO): signal transduction
Cellular component (GO): plasma membrane; cytosol
Source: RefSeq, a predicted model, not a curated record